This is a messenger RNA of Symbiodinium natans, 636 nucleotides long. Lineage: Eukaryota; Dinophyceae; Suessiales; Symbiodiniaceae. The record is from the annotation of a GenBank genome assembly.
AUGUUGCAGAAGCUUCUGACGCCAUGCGCCUGCCGGCUAAACUUCGCCCGCGCCAUGUCUAUGCCCUCGAGGGCUGAUACGCAACCAAUGAGAUUUCAUCGGCUGGCCCCUGGCAAGGCAACUUCUUCCUUCACCGCCGACUUCGCCGCGGGGCUGACGGAGGGUGGUGAGGCAGCUCUGGUGGCCAAGCUACGGCGGCGGCAGCUCCUGUCUCCGCUGGUCCCUGCCGAGGCUGUUUUGCGGGAGUUUCCGCAAGCACAAGCGCUGCCGUCGGCCCUGGCCGUGCUUGCGGAGCACACGCUCACGGCGGCGGUGCGUGGGGCGAUGGGCAUCUGGGUGGUCCGUGAUGGCUCGGUCGUGGCCCGGACGCCGGCAGCAGAGGACGCCUCUGUUCGCAGUUUCAACUUGCGGGUGAGGCCUGGUGACCUGCUGGGCCUUUGCACGACGCUUCGAGGCGUGAGGCCAGACGCGGAACUCGCCGCCGCCGUGAAGGAAUCAAACUCGGAUGCGAUGGUGCUCAGGGUCGAGCUGAUGAGGGCGGAAGAUGCCUACGAGCCGCUGCGCAGCGACGCUCCCCACCCCUCCUGGCGCCAUGCCAUCUUCAAUGAGUACGGCACCCACGACAAGAAGCUGUGA